Molecule: messenger RNA, 2173 nt
Organism: Vicia villosa (hairy vetch)
Lineage: Eukaryota; Viridiplantae; Streptophyta; Magnoliopsida; Fabales; Fabaceae
Product: heat stress transcription factor A-4a-like
Exons: 5
Coding region: 1-1968 (655 amino acids)
Biological process (GO): regulation of transcription by RNA polymerase II
Cellular component (GO): nucleus
Molecular function (GO): DNA-binding transcription factor activity; RNA polymerase II cis-regulatory region sequence-specific DNA binding
Source: RefSeq, a predicted model, not a curated record
AUGGCUUCAUCUUCAAAUGUUCAACGCAAGGCAUCAUCGUCACAUCAAGUUCAACAAAAGAAAUAUGCAAAUCUUCCUUUGAAGUCUUGUUCGAUUACUUAUGAUGAACUGGAGGUUCUCUGCGAAACAAUGGUGGAUUUUGAAAAUCUCAUGGCACAUAAUUUCAAAACCAAAACUGCAAUGCUAGUACAAAAUUCUUCUGAACUUCCCCCUCAGAAAAAGCCUCCUCCUUCUGUUAUUCCAUCCUCUUCCACAACCACAAACAGAAACCGUCCACUUCUUUCUACACCAGUUCUAAACCCUCAACCACUAAAUGCUAUCUCAACCACCUCCAUCGCAGGCUCUUCAUCCUCCUUAUCCUCUUCUACUAUCCCUGUCAGAACAGGGUUGGAUACUCUGAAAGCUGCUCAUGACUCCAAGAUGGAUCAUGUUGCUACUGGUAAGUUGUGGAAAAUCUUUGAGAAGGAUAUUCAGAUUUAUUUUCUGAACAUCCAGAAGAGAUGCUUGGCUGAUGCAUUUGGAUCUUCUGGCUACUUUUUGGAGUUAGAUGAUGGUUGUCCUGUGAUGGAGGAAGUUCAGAGAAGUUUAAAUUCCAUUUCUCCUUUUCUGUCUAAGACUUAUAUGAUGGUUAGUGAUCCUUCCACUAAUGCCAUUGUUUCAUGGAGUUCUACUAGUCGGAGUUUCGUUGUUUGGAAUCAACCUGAUUUUUCAAAGAAUUUGUUGCCUAAAUUCUUUAAGCAUAAUAACUUCUCGAGUUUCGUAAGACAGCUUAACACCUAUGGCUUUAGAAAGGUUGGUCAUGAACAAUGGGAAUUUGCAAAUGAAGAUUUUGUAAGAGAUCAACCACAUCGUUUGAAGAAAAUCCACAGGCGCAAAGCAGUUUUUAGCCAUUCGCGUAAUGCUAAUGGCCAACGGGCGGCUGGUGCUGCUCCAUUAACAGAAUCAGAACGUCGGAAUUAUAAAGCUCAGAUAGAAAAACUUAGACAGGAAAAAGAACAACUGCUGAUCGAACGUCAGAAGCAAGAAGAGGAAUGGAAACAGAAUGAGAUGCAGUUGCAUUACUCGAAGGAUCGUUUGCAACAGCUGGAGCUGAAUCAACAAAGUUUGCUCGCUUCUGUUGGUCAAGUGCUGCAGAAAUCGGCGGAGGAUGCAAGUCUUCAGCCACUGUCGGGAGACACUGGCAGAAAACGAAGUUAUCUGCCAAAUGCUCCCUUUAAUGAUUUAUCUAGCAUUGAAACUCGGAAGGAGACUUCUCCUGAGUUAGCUAGAGAGAACGCUGAGAGUAUGAACGUUCUCUCUGUAAACAUGGAACGAUUGGAUCUGCUCGAAUCAUCGUUGUCGUUUUGGGAGAAUUUUGUAAAGGAAGUUCGCGACACAUCUUAUGAAACUCGUUCGAACUUAGACUUUGAUGAUUCGAUGAAUCGUGCUCAUAGUCCCGUAAUGUCUGGUGUGCAAAUAGGCUUUGAAGAUCAGCCCGAGUCAUCAGGAAACGAAAUAAACUCGCUGUUAGAUAUAGUCGAUAUUCCUGAUCUCGAUCCUCUUGAACUUGACCUGGACGAUAUCUUUGUUCGUGAUCCUGUUGCACCCGAGCCAGCUGUUAUCGCGGUUCCUGAUCCCGAUCCUGUUGCACCUGGGACAGAUGUUAUCGUGGUUCCUGAUUCCCCUGCACCUGAGCCGGCUGUUACCGCGGUUCCUGAUUUGGUUGCACCUGAGCCACCUGUUAUCAUGGUUCCUGAUUCCCCUGCACCAGAGCCGGCGGUUACAGUAAUUCCUGACUCUGCUGCACCGAACGAACAGCCUGUUGAAACAAUCCUGGGUACUAAUGAAUUUAAUAUACCAUUUUGGCAAAAACUCUUGAUGGAAAAUCCUGAUGAGGAUGAAUCAGAAAGUGCUUCUGAACUUAGCAAAUAUUGCUGGAGCCGGAGGAGUCUUAAGCCCCGUCAAAUUGAUAAAGCAGGGAAAGCUUAGAUGAAAUAGAUUAUUCCUUUCGGCUUUUGUUUCUCCCAAAUUACAUGUAAUAAUUUUAGAUAUAUGCAUUGUUGGCUCUGCUAUAUAUGCAUUGUUCGAAGCUGCGAUCUCGACGCCGAGACUUCAAAUACUAUGAGAAUAUCUUUUGUGUUUUUGCAUGGCUGCAAUGUUUUUUUUGUAAGAAUAAAAUCUAUGUUAGAUUGCU